UAUAGCUUAGUUGGUUUCUGGAUGUUUGUCAUGGGGAUGCUUUCUGUUUGCGGUAACUUUGUUGUCAUCUGGGUCUUCAUGAACACCAAAUCUCUCAGGACUCCAUCCAAUAUGUUUGUUGUCAGUCUGGCCUUCUCCGAUUUCAUCAUGAUGUCAUUCAUGUUCCCUCCAACUUUGGUGAACUGUUACUAUCAGAUGUGGGCCUUCAGUGGCUUCUUCUGCGAAAUCUACGCUGCCGUUGGUUCAGUGUGUGGAUGCGCUUCUAUAUGGUCCAUGGUUUUCAUUACCCUCGAUCGUUACAACGUCAUUGUGAAGGGUAUUGCAGCAAAGCCUUUAACAACCAACGGUGCUUUGAUGAGGAUUGUGUUUGCUUGGACUCAAACUAUCAUUUGGUGUGCUCUUCCAUUGUUUGGAAUCAACAGAUAUGUCCCUGAAGGCAACAUGACUGCCUGUGGUACCGACUACCUCAGUGAUGAUCUGUGGGGCCAUCUUUACCUGUAUUUCUAUGCUUUUGAUUGCUAUGUCCUUCCACUCUUCAUCAUCAUUUAUUGCUACACAUUCAUCUUGAAGGCUGUUGCCACUCACGAGAGACAGAUGCGUGAACAGGCCAAGAAGAUGGGGGUCAAGUCUCUGAGAAAUGACCCAGAGGCCAAAAAGACAUCUAAUGAAUGCCGCCUUGCUAAGGUUGCUCUCAUGACUGUUUCACUGUGGUUCAUGGCAUGGACUCCUUACUUCGUAAUCAAUAUGGUAGGGAUGAACCAUAAGCCUUUCAUCACCCCUCUCUUCACCAUCUGGGGUUCCGUUUUCGCCAAGGCCAAUGCUGUGUACAACCCCAUUGUUUAUGCCAUCAGUCAUCCCAAGUACCGAGCUGCUAUGGAGAAGAAACUGCCAUGCCUUUCUUGCCAAACUGAGAGGGAUGAGGACUCAGUUGUGUCUGAGAAUGCAUCAACCACUGAGACCAAUGAGAAGUGCUGAAUGUGUUAUGGCAACAGACUGUAAACAGGACUUGACGCGAGACUGGACGAAAUAUAACUUAUCCGUCGAA
Messenger RNA from Macrobrachium nipponense, 1045 nucleotides. RefSeq names its product rhodopsin-like. Gene Ontology annotation, biological process: G protein-coupled receptor signaling pathway; cellular response to light stimulus; visual perception. Gene Ontology annotation, cellular component: plasma membrane. The transcript has a single exon. Gene Ontology annotation, molecular function: G protein-coupled photoreceptor activity. NCBI's taxonomy places the organism in Eukaryota, Metazoa, Arthropoda, Malacostraca, Decapoda, Palaemonidae. Bases 22 to 975 code for a protein of 317 amino acids. The record is from RefSeq and is a predicted model, not a curated record.